CUUGUGACCUGGCCCUUCAGGAGCAGCAGGGAGCUUCACCGCUGCAGCUUCUCUGUUCUCAUGGUUCGCAGCCCGCCCCUUCCCACACUGAUUUUAUAAAGCUCCAGUCCCCUAGCUUUCUUGUAAUGGGAAGUGGCUGCUGGGCAGGGUUCUGCUAGCAGCUCCUGAAAUCAUGGGGCUGGGCUAUAGGUAUUUUGUGAGCUUAGUACUGCUCUGGUCCCUGGGGACAGCACUUGGGCAGGAGGACUUCCUUAGGGUCAGUUUCUCUGUCUUGCAGCGUGAAUAUGAGUAUGACUGUGGAGAUUAUGGGAUGCAGCUGCUGGUCUUUCCCAGCCCAGGCCGCACUGUCCGCUUCCAAGUUGUGGAUGAGUUUGGGACAGCCUUUGAGGUUACUAACUGCUCCAUCUGCCUCCACUGGGUCACAUCUAACCAGGACGGGGCUGUGAUCUUCUCAACAGGCUACAAUGGCUGUCAUGUGCUGAAGAAGGAUGGCCGUAACCACCUUCGGGUCCGUGUAGAAGAACUUCUGAGCACCAGAGCUGUUGCUGCCACCUAUGACGUGAACAUGACCUGCCCCAAACCCACUGAACAUGACUUAACCAUGCGCUACGUGCCGCAGCCGGGCCUGGUGCGCCCGGUGCCGCAGCCGCAGCCGGGCCUGGUGCGCCCGGUGCCGCAGCUACAGCCGCAGCCGGGCCUGGUGCGCCCGGUGCCGCAGCUACAGCCACAGCCGGGCCUGGUGCAUCCGGUGCCGCAGCCGCAGCCGGGCCUGGUGCGCCCGGUGCCGCAGCCGCAGCCGGGCCUGGUGCGCCCGGUGCCGCAGCUACAGCCGCAGCCGGGCCUGGUGCGCCCGGUGCCGCAGCCGCAGCCGGGCCUGGUGCGCCCGGUGCCGCAAAUCUAUCCUCCACUGAGUAAUAUCGGUGCCCGCCUGACACCGGAGCAGUGCCAAGUGGUGGCUGGGAAGAUCCCCUGUGCAAAUGCCCUUGACCAAGCUGCCUGCUUCCAGGCUGGCUGCUGCUAUGAUAGGACUGACCCAACUACUCCUUGCUACUAUGGAAACACAGUCACUCUUCAGUGCCUCAUGGAUGGUCACUUUAUUCUGGUGGUCUCCAGGGACAUGUCUGACCACCCCAUCAUCCUGGACAAUAUACGGCUAGCCUAUGCCCAGGCAGGGUGCAAUCCCAUCAGGAUGACAGAAGCUUUUGUGCUCUUCCGCUUCCCUCUCACACAAUGUGGCACCACAGUCCAGGUAAUUGGGGACAAAUUGAUCUAUGAGAAUCAGCUGAUCUCUGGCAUUGACAUACAGACUGGGCCAGAAGGCUCCAUCACUCGGGACAGCACCUUCGUCCUCCAUGCUCGCUGCAUCUACAAUGCCAGUGACUUCCUGCCAGUCCAGGUCACGGUCUUCUUGCCCCCCACACCUGCUCCAGUCAUCCAGGCAGGACCCCUCCGGCUUGAGCUGCGUAUCGCCACAGACCUGAACUACAGAUCGUAUUUCACGGAGAGAGACUAUCCUGUGGUGAAGGUACUCAGGGACCCUGUUUAUGUGGAGGUUCGCAUCCUGCAGAGAACAGACCCAUCCCUGGUUCUGGUUCUGCACCAGUGCUGGGCCACCCAAAGUGCUAACCCCCUGCAGGCGCCGCAGUGGCCCAUCCUGGUGGACGGGUGCCCAUUCCUAGGAGACAACUACAGAACUCAGCUUGUGCCCAUGGACCCUGCCUCAUCUGAGCUGCCCCUCCCAACUCAUCACCAGCGCUUUGUCCUCUCCACCUUUGCUUUUGUGGACUCUACUUCCCAGAUGGUACUUGAGGGACUGGUGUACAUCUUCUGUAGUGCCUCCGCCUGCUCACCAUCCCAGCUGGAGUCCUGCAGGACCAUAUGCCCCUCAGGGGUAACUGCAAGAGGCCGUCGGUUCCUGACUAUCCAAAGUGAGACAGAGCCUCUUGAUGCGGUGAGCUCUCAUGGGCCUGUGAUUUUUCUGGGAAGCCCAGAGGCAUUCAAAGAGCCAGUCUAUGGGAAUGAAGACCCUGGUUCUAGACUGGACCUGUCUCCUGUGCUCCUGGCUGGGCUCUUGCUGGUGGCUGUAGUCUCCAUCCUCACUGCCGUGAUCCUGCUUUGGAAGAAAGAAGGUUGGAUGACCAGGUUCCAAAACCCUCAUGAAGGAACAUUGUAACAAAAAACAAUAAAACUGGUUGUAUCCUG
Molecule: messenger RNA, 2202 nt
Organism: Gopherus flavomarginatus (Mexican gopher tortoise)
Lineage: Eukaryota; Metazoa; Chordata; Testudines; Testudinidae
Product: zona pellucida sperm-binding protein 1-like
Biological process (GO): binding of sperm to zona pellucida; prevention of polyspermy
Cellular component (GO): egg coat
Molecular function (GO): acrosin binding; structural constituent of egg coat
Source: RefSeq, a predicted model, not a curated record